AUGAAUUCGGGUCAGGUCCUCGUACAAGAACCAUUCCUUUUAAAAGACACACAUUCAAAAUCAUAUCUUCCCGCUCUUCCACGGAGAAGAGAAAACUGUGAGAUUUGUAAAACAUUUCACGAAGGUCAAGGACUCAACUCGAGGAAGGAAGAAAUACAUGGCUCGGUCAUUUGCAGGGAUUCGGAAGACAAUGCCUCUGCCAACGAUCCCCUCUUGCAACGGCUAUGGUCAAUCAAGAAGGAACUUGAUGGUUUAACCUCAAGUGUUGACUCGGUUUCUCAAUUUGAAACCCUUCUCAAGGACUGCAUACUCAAAUUCAAGGAUGAUAAUCGGUACAGGAAUGAUGUCCGAUUUCUAAAGAUAUGGUUUUUAUAUGUUGAUGCUGUUGAAGACUUUGAAAGCGUUUUCAAAAUGAUGGAGGAUAGUAGGAUUUGUCUCACCUAUUCUCUACGCUAUGAAUGUUCUGCUCUGUUUCUGGAAUCAAAGGGGAAGCUGGUGGAUGCGCUUGAAAUUUACCGAAUGGGCAUUUCUAGGAAUGCUGAACCUCUUGAGAGGCUAAAGAAAGCGGAGAAAUUAUUCAUUAGCAGAAUGUCUGCCAUAGUGGAUGCCUGUUCGCUUAAGGAGAUUGAUUGCAGGGAAUCUGUUAAUCCUGGUAAGAGUUCCAUAAAUCCAUGGUCAAUCUCCACCAUCAAAAGUCUACUGAUGAAGAUGAAGAAGCAGAUAUUGAAGUACAAUGGAUACCAUUUAAGUGCUAAAAAUUAUUCGGGAAAAGUUCCAUUAUCUUCUUUGCAAAGAAAUAAGAUCAUUGAGUUAGGUAAUAUUCUUAAUGUGCUAACAAUUUCCAUUCUACUACUGGUUUAUUUUUUAUUUUUCCAUGUCUCACCCUGUGCUUUGUUUCCAAUUAAAAAUCAGGGUUUUCCAUUCUGCUACUGGUUUAUUUAUUUUUUUCCAUGUCUCACUCUGUGCUUUGUUUCCAAUUAAAAAUCAGUGUUAAGUUUCCUCUUAAUUUACGCAUUUUGACUGUGUUUGAUAAGACCAUUGAGAUAAGAAUGGGGGUAGUCCAGUUUCAACAUGGAAAACAAUCAACUGUAAUUUGGAAAAGUUGGUCAGGUGUACUUUCCUUUUUCUCCUUUUAAUUUGAGGCGAGAUUUCUUCUCCCUAUAUAUUCUUCAUCAAUAUCUUAUCAUUCUCAUUUAAGAAAACUUAAUUUAUUUUUGUUACUAUGAAUCUCUGAAAGUAAUGUGUCUUUUGUGAAUUUUCAGUUGCAAUAAAUUUAGUUAUAUGGCUUACAACUUACAAAGACUGGCUUACUAGGUUGGAGUAAGACAUCACCACUGAAGUGAGAUGUACUAAUUUAAAUUACUUACGUUAUCCAUACUCCAAAUAUUUUAGUAGAUUAUUAUCCUUGUUGCUUUCUAUCUAGUGUUUCUCUUGCCUCAUUGCUACUUCCUUGUUAGAUUUGAUUUGCAGCUAUUUCUGUUCCAGCCAUAGCUUAAUUUUGCAUUGGUCAUCAGGGUUUUAUAUUCCAUUACAACUUAACCUUUGCUGCUGUAAUCUCUUCCAAAUUGAAAGUGAUUGAGUGAUUAAUCCUUUCUUAGGGAGCUGGACAUAUGCGAUAUAAACAUCAUACUUUCCUGAAGUUUGGUUUUCUUUGUUUAUUAUACCAUACCGAAAGGCACUUUUGUUUAUUACACCAUACAGUUGCCUCAGUGGGAGUGAAACUCUCUCUCCCUCCCUUCCUCAUAAAUGCUUUUCAUUUCCCUCGGAAUAAAUACUUCGUAAAAUUCGUUCAAGUCCAUAGAGGGUUGCAAAAAACUAUUGAAUUAUGGAAACAUUAUCUAUCAAACAAAAAAUAGACAAAUAAUGUAAACAUUGAGGGUGAAUUUGUUUUAGAUUAUUUUUGGGAUAUGGGGAGGCUCUUUUGAGAAAAAAAAAGGAAAGAGAAUAUAAUUCAUUAAGUUGUGCUUGGUUGUCAAGAAAGAAGUAAAAACAUAAAUCGGAAGAAAAUAAAAUUUCUUAUUGUUUGGUUGUAAGGGAAAGAAAAGAAAAAUAAUAAGAAGUUAAAUAAAAAAGGUGAGAGAGAGAGAGAGAGAGCUCUCUCCCUUUAAUUUCUUUGUUUCAAUGGCAAUUGUCACAAGAGUGCAUGUGUUGGUAUUGUUGUCAACACCAGAGUUGUCAAGGCGGUGAAGGGGUGCCUAAGCUCUUAAGCAACAAGGCACCUACCUAGGCGUUGACUAUGUAUGUGACUAAGGAACCCUGGUGUUUUUUCUCUCCCUCUUUUUUAACAUUAUUUAGUAUGCUACAUAUGCCUUAUGUCAUAAAAAAUCAACAUUAAGCCAUAUCAAGUCAUAAAAAAGAAUAUUAAACCACAUCGAAAUCGAAUUAUAAAAAAUCAACAUUAAUUCACAUCAAGUCAUAAAAAAUCAAC
Molecule: messenger RNA, 2428 nt
Organism: Macadamia integrifolia
Lineage: Eukaryota; Viridiplantae; Streptophyta; Magnoliopsida; Proteales; Proteaceae
Product: mitotic checkpoint serine/threonine-protein kinase BUB1-like
Exons: 8
Coding region: 1-981 (326 amino acids)
Biological process (GO): meiotic sister chromatid cohesion, centromeric; mitotic spindle assembly checkpoint signaling
Molecular function (GO): protein kinase activity
Source: RefSeq, a predicted model, not a curated record